AAAUAAAACCACCCAUUAGUUGCUAUUUGAACUGUAGUUUGUUAUUAUACGUCUGUCCUUCUAUGUAUUUAAUUAUUCCUAAGGGUUUUUAAUUGGUUUAUAGGUUAUUAGGGUAAUUAUAUCAUUUCAUUAGGCGCUAUAUAUUAAUAAUAAUAAUUAUGCAUUUUAAUUCUGACACUAUGAAUAUUUUAUUCACAUGUAUGUGCACAUCUAUUUUAUAUUAUCUUUUCUUUCACAUUUGUAAAGCGCUUUUGAGAACUAAUGUUGAUAGGGCGCUAUAUAAAUCUUUUAAUUACAAAUUACUGUACAAAUUUUAACGUUUACAACAUUUUAUUGUUAAUUUCAAUAAUGCACGAAGAAUGAAGAUGUGAGCUCGACAUUGAACAGCGGAUUUGAUAUACAAAACACAUUUUAGUAAACUUAAACUUAAAAAGACGUCGUACGUGCAAUAUAAUUAUGAUUGACCGGCGAAAGGGAGAAGUAGUGGAUUUAGAGUUGAAUUGUGAUAUCAGACAAGUAGAAUCGUAGGCUUACUACGGAUCACGUGUGUUCCUUCUUCGUUAUUUUUACAUGCGAAGUUAGAUAUUUUUAUGUUCAAAUUAAGAAACCCACACAUUGUUUUCUUUGUAGUAGUACUGAAUGGUAAGAAUGUACGGCUGAAUUAAAGAAUUGAACCUUUGUAGUGAAAGAUGACCCCCUCCCCUCGAUUUAAAAAGUUCGGGGGAAUAUUUGAAGAUAAACAUCAUGUCCGUCCCCAGUCUGCCACCUUCCGCGAUUUAGGGUUUUGAAGAUUGGCCAAAACAUAGCCUUAUGCAUCUUUAAAAAGAAUUAUCAUUAUUUUUAUCGUUAUUUGCUUGUCAAUGGUACAAUUCUUGAAACUAUCUACCCCCAUCACCAUCACCACCACUUUGAAAAACGUUACUACAAGCCUGAACAUUAUCUUCUAUCCAGUGAAUUUCUUAAGUUCCUUCAAUCAGAUAUUUGACUAAAAUGGAAAACUUUUACAUGAUGUCCACUGUUUUAUGGAAACCAUGUUUAUCAGCUUUUGAAAUUGUUAAAUUUACAUGGAAAUAAUAACGCAAAACAAAAUGCUGAAAAUAAAAUUAGAUAAGAACAUGAUAGUUCCUCAUGUCGGAUUGUGCACUUUUAUUUUGGGAUUUGCAUGCUAGGUACUUGUGAUUGAAAUAAGGAAGGAAGUGAUCUGACAUUGCGAAAAGUAUCAUUGCUAUUUUGGUGAGGAACACUCUGGAGGGCUGUUAUGUGCUCGCCCAGAUACAUCAUACUUCCUUAUGUACUCGUGGAAGUACAAUCCAGAACGAAAUGCACAAUUUAUACAAUCUUUCAUUGUAUCGGUAGAUAAAACAUGAAAUCAUAUCUUACCAAAACGAUGGGGCCUCGACAAUUCACAAAAAAUGAAUUUUAUAUGAUGCCAUAGUAAUCAGCUGUAUCUCUUCUUUACUUUCAAUUUACAAUCAAAGUACUGAAAGUGCAAAAAUGCAGCGACGAAUACAUACCAGUGACUACUCAAUUAAUUUAAUAAUAAUGUGCAACACCGAGAUUUGCAAUUGAAAUAUAAUUCAACAAUAAUGAAGUGACGCAAUUUUGCAUGAUAUUGCAUACAUCAUUUCAAAUAUGAUAUACAUGUACCAUCAUCAAUAUGUUACAUUACUACGUACAUGUAUAUAGAUAUACACCAAGUCAUGUGACUUUAAAAUGACCUCGUAGAAAACUAUAACUCUCCUUCAAUACCAAUAGGAGUCUACAUAGAUCAAUAUAUCCAAUGGCUUGAAACAUUCAUUUAAAAGAUGCUUAUAUACUGAGGCAGUCCCGUGGGGAUUCGGGUUAGAAUAAAUCCUCAGUACCCCCUUGCUUGUCGUAAAAGGCGAUUAAAUGGGGCAAUCCUUCGGAUGAGACCGCAAAAGCCGAGGCCCCGUGUCACAGCAGGUGUGGCACGAUAAAGAUCCCUCCAUGCUCAAAGACCAUAAGCGCCGAGCACAGGCCUAAAUUUUGCAGCCCUUCACCGGCAAUGGUGACGUCUCCAUAUCAGUGAAAUAUUCUCAAGAGGGACGUUAAACAAUAUUCAAUCAAUCAUAUACUGAGGUAAAUCUAAAUGUACAGUUUAGUAUAAUUCACACAUAUGACGUUGAUAUAGUCUUGGAAUUACUAUCAUCGGUGUUUACCCAGCAGUCUAUAUUGUAUUGUUUAUAGGAGUUGAUCAUUGUUCAUUAUCUUCGUUAGUCUUUUGAUUUUACACACCAUAUACAUUGUAUCUUAUACGUAUGCUGUAAUUGCAGGCAGGGGAGUGAAACAGUACGAAAAUUUGCCCCUUUUCAGGAGAUCCAUAAGGAAGUUUGCUGCAGAUAACAAUUUUGAAGUAAAAGACGUCAUUGCCGACGGAAAUUGCUUGUUUCGAUCCGUAGCGGAUCAACUGAUGAUCAAUGGUUGUAGUGGAUACACUGAGAAAGGUUUACGACAGACGGCGAUAAAAAUAUUUUGUGAUAGGUAUCUAAGAAGUAAUCCCACAUUUAAAGAUGGCGUCCAUGCAUCGUCCUUUUUAUCCGAGGAAACAUUGGAAGGAUACCUUACCAGAAUGGAAAAGCCAGGAGAAUGGGGCGAUCACAUUAUUCUCCAGGCACUGGCUGACGUCCUAAUGUUAGAUAUCGUCGUUUUCAAUGUUUUCCUGGAUGACAUCAGAACUACGGAAGUUAAUGCUGAAUUAGACACAGAUGACAUGAAGACACUCCGCAUUUACCUAGGACAUUUAGGAGAAUUUCACUAUGUGAGCCUGAGGCCAAAACAAUGGAUGGAAGACUGGCCAUAUAAAGCCCUGAUCUUAAGAUUGCAGACAGUAUCAGAAGAUAUGGACGUAGAAAUGAGAAAAACUUUGAUAGAAGAAAAGGUCUUAUCAAUGUCCCGGAGAACACGCAUUUCUGACGCUACUUUGAACGAUAUAGCUCAAUUUGCAAUACAGACAUGUCGAAAAGAGGGGAGAAAGACGGGAAAAUCAUUCACGGUCAAGGAUAUUGCGGUGGAUUUCAACCCACAAAUUACUGAAGAAACAGAAGUUUCUCAAAGAAGUUUAAUUGAAAAUCCUUUUCAUACCGACCACCUUUCCGGAAUUCCUUUACAUCAUCUGACAUUUAUCAUAAAACAUUUAAUACCUCACUGUAUGUCAUGGUCACAUUUCUUUGGUGACGGGCGUCUUUUCCGCAGUGGAGAGCACCUUUACCAUUAUAUCGGAAGCGCUGCGGAUGGAAACUCUUUCAUGUUGCAGGACAUCACACAUACACAAAAAAUACAUAGGCUGUUAUUAGACAGGAAAAAACGGAAAAUUGUAGUCCUGCAGGCAGAUAAGACGGCUUUUUGUUUCAAGCCAAAAAAUGAUAGCCUAUUCCCUACACCAGUAUUUGCGGAUUCUACGGAUACACAUCCUGGAUAUUGUAGAAUAAGACUUUCUCCGACACAGUCGAACAAUUGUAGAAACGAUAAUAUUUUGCGGUCGGAAUCUAAUAUUUAUCUAAAAGCAAAAAACAUACCUGCAGACAUACUUUCACAAAUAGGUAUGACAAAAUGUCACACAGAAUACUUCGGACUUUUCUGUCCAGUAUUCCCUAGAUUUACUCGAUGUUGGUGUGACAGAACGAGAAAGUUUGACUUUCCGUCUAAGAAGCUCGUUGACUCCAUUAUAACUAGCGGAUGUACAAUAAUCCCCAAACCACACCCAAAGAGUUCAAAACCAGAUGUGGAAUGGAAAUUCAAUUUUUCUUUGGCUGAAUGUUUGUUGUUUUCAAGUCUAACAGAAUCUCAACAAAACGGAUUUUUCGUUUUCAAAGUUUUGAUUGACAACAUGCUAUUUCACCUCCACAAGCCUUUGAAGACAAAACAUUUGAAGGCAAUUUUCCUGAAUUCUUGUGAAGAAAUGCCGAUGGAUGCUUGGGAAACUAAUUUCAGUGGGUGUGUCCUUUACACAUUAGGAUCACUAUUGUUUUGUUUAAGGGCAAGAUUCUUGCCUCAUUACUUUAAUCCAGAUAACAACCUCAUCGACACUUUCACAGAAAAGGAUAUUGACGCAAUCUAUGUUCAUAUUGAGUCUAUUCGUUUAUUUCCAACUACUUGUGCUAUGUUUGUCGCCGAAAAACAUGGCUAUGGAUACGGAGAAAAUUUGGUGAGACAUGUCCUGUCUGAUCUAGCAUAUUUCACUCAAGCAAGAGACUUGUAUAUGGUUUACAAUAACACUUUUGUCCCAUUAUCACUUGCUACAACAAAGUUUUUAUCUAGAAAAGGUCACUACGAUGCUGCUUUUAAACUGAUAAAGGAUAUCUUUGAGCAAGGGAUUUUGACACCACAGACAGAAAUGAGGCAAACAUCAAUUAGCUACCAAGAGUUUUUCGUUUGUGCAUUAUUAAAAUUGCGUCAAAAAUCUUCCCGCACAAUUCUUGCAAACAUGUACGAGAAAACAUUUGGAACAGAACCUUUGAACAUGUUCUGCAAAGAAACUGAUUUUUCGUUACAAAACUUUCUACCUUGGAAAAUAGACCAUCAACUUACCUGGAUUGAAAUUCCUAGCGAAAAGGUAACAGAUCUCACAACAAUUGCAAAUGUUCUAUAUGAACACAGUCUGAAAGAGUAUAAUAAAGGAAAUAAAAUACUAGCAGAGCUUACAGUUACUGCCGCAAUACGAUGUAUUCGGGAAACUCUGCGUAAAGAUUCUAUUGACAUCAGUCACAUUGAAGACCCGGAAUUAAAAGAGGAAGUUGUUGCACAAAAACGUAGCCUUAAAGCCAGACUGAAACCAUAUUACACACUUGUAUUUGAUAUAUCAAAAAUAGAUUUCGUAGUUUAUCCUUUGAGUGAUCAUAUAUCGGACAUAGAAGAGCUUUAUGAAGAAUUUCCAGAAAUGUCGGGAACUUUAAGUGCAAUGUUCACAUACUUGGGACAGAAGCAAAAAAGUAGAAUAUAUGCUUCAAAGUGCACCUCGUAUCUUUAUGGGAAGUUUUAAUACUUUUAUCAGAUCAAAGAAUACACAAAAGUUCUUACUUGAUUUAUACCAUGUUUCAAUGUUUUAACUGCCUUGGUGAUACAAAAAGGGAAUUAUGCCGUGUAGAUGAUGACAGACCAUAACGGAAAAAGGCUAACUGCUGGCAAGAACUCUAAGGGGAAAAAUACCCGGCUACUACCCAGACGAAAGGCUUUAAUUCUCAAUAAAUUCGGUUCCUGGCAAUACCAAAACAUAAAGUAUUAUGAAUAUAAUAACGACGUGAUCAAAAUGAAGGCAUUUACGAAGACUGAGGCAUAAAAAAAACUUUCACAAGGAUUAACUGAUACGAAUCUGAGAAGGGUUCCAGUGCCAAUUGAUACACAACUUUUUAGAUAUAUCACACUGUAUAUGUGACUGUACAGACCACUUAUCAUGUUAUUAUAUUCAUGGCUCAUUCAUGUAUUGUAAAGGCAGUAAUGUAAUGUAAUGCUCAGUGCUAAUAAAAGUAUCUUUAUACAA
This is a messenger RNA of Ostrea edulis (European flat oyster), 5497 nucleotides long. RefSeq lists its product as uncharacterized. Gene Ontology annotation, biological process: protein deubiquitination. NCBI's taxonomy places the organism in Eukaryota, Metazoa, Mollusca, Bivalvia, Ostreida, Ostreidae. The transcript is spliced from 4 exons. Gene Ontology annotation, molecular function: cysteine-type deubiquitinase activity. Bases 2432 to 4999 code for a protein of 855 amino acids. The record is from RefSeq and is a predicted model, not a curated record.